Theileria orientalis strain Shintoku is the source of this 519-nucleotide messenger RNA. RefSeq lists its product as uncharacterized. The record is from RefSeq and is a predicted model, not a curated record. NCBI's taxonomy places the organism in Eukaryota, Apicomplexa, Aconoidasida, Piroplasmida, Theileriidae. The transcript is spliced from 2 exons. Bases 1 to 519 code for a protein of 172 amino acids.
AUGAGCAGUUACAGGUUAUUUGAUUCUGAUAUUGCCACCUACCUUGAUGAGGGAUUAUUACCUCCUCCUAAGGUUAAACAUUCUGAGGAAUGUACUGCCAAUGAGCCUCAAAAGAAGAAGCAAAAGAUAUAUACGUUGCCCUUGAGUUGUAUAAAAUACGGCUGUUCUCUUUCUUCUUCUUCUUUAAUUUACGAUAAAUCUCAUCUGAGACUUCACUGUGGAGUUUCUUUACAGCAUACUUUACAGGAUUUUAUCACAAAAAAUGUUAUUUCUCCUCAGGUUUUCUAUGAGAUCGUUGAGUUUCAUAGACAGGCACUGUACGAGACAAUCAAUGAUAUAAGGAAGCUACAAUUCUCAAAAAAGAGAAAAUCUCCAAUAAAGAUUAAGGGUAAAAUCAUAAACUAUAAAAACGAGGACCGGAAGUGGGUCUUUUAUAUACAAUCGCCAAAGAUAACAAUAGAUAAAAUAAAAAUGACAACAAAUUCAAUGAAAAUAAAUGGGAUAAAGGAUUUUAAUUAA